Daucus carota subsp. sativus is the source of this 1915-nucleotide messenger RNA. RefSeq names its product probable aspartyl protease At4g16563. Gene Ontology annotation, cellular component: extracellular region. The coding region runs from base 183 to 1637 and encodes 484 amino acids. Gene Ontology annotation, biological process: proteolysis. The record is from RefSeq and is a predicted model, not a curated record. NCBI's taxonomy places the organism in Eukaryota, Viridiplantae, Streptophyta, Magnoliopsida, Apiales, Apiaceae. The transcript has a single exon. Gene Ontology annotation, molecular function: aspartic-type endopeptidase activity.
AGAACCUUCCUGCAAAAACACCCUCCCCACUCCCACCCUCACUCUCAUUUUCAAUCUCUCUAAUCCUUUUCCUCUAAUAUGUAAUCAAACCUUCACUCUUUUGUACAUGCUAAUUUUAACCUAUAAAUAACACACACAAACACACACUUGUCCAAACCUAUCACCCCUCCCCUGUUUCUCCCAUGGCUGCCUCUGUUUUCAUCUCCCUCCUCACACUCUUUCUCGCCCACAACGCCUAUCUCUCUUCCUCAAAGCCUCUCCUCCUCCCUCUCUCCCACUCUCUCUCCCACUCCUCCUUCACCUCCACUCCCCACCUCCUCAAAUCCACCACCUCCCACUCCUCCACCCGCUUCCGCAACCACAAACAACGCCACCACCACGUCUCUCUCCCCCUCUCCCCCGGCACAGACUACACUCUCUCCUUCUCUCUCUCCUCCCAAACUAUCUCUCUCUACAUGGACACCGGCAGCGACGUCGUUUGGCUCCCCUGCUCCCCCUUCUCCUGCAUGUUAUGCGAAGGCAAGUCCCCUUCAACCAUCUCCAACCUUAAACCUCUUAAUAUCUCCGCCGCCAAAAAGGUCCCGUGCAAGGCACGUGCAUGCUCUUCCGUACACUCUCGUAUUCAAUCCUCGGACUUAUGUGCCAUGGCUCGCUGUCCGCUCGAAGACAUCGAAGUCUCGGACUGCGCGAAAUUUUCGUGUCCGCCGUUUUAUUACGCCUACGGCGACGGAAGUUUCGUCGCGGAAUUAUACCGCGACACUUUGGAAAUACCGAUGUCGAAUCCGUCGCUUAAUCUUCACAACUUCACUUUCGGCUGCGCUCACGACGCGCUCGGCGAGCCGAUCGGGGUAGCCGGCUUCGGCCGUGGGGCCCUUUCCUUGCCAGCUCAGCUUGCCACGUCAAAUCCUCAUCUCGGUAACCAAUUUUCGUAUUGCCUAAUUUCGCACUCGUUCGACUCGGCUCGAGUUCGUAAACCUAGUCCCCUUAUUCUCGGGCGCUACGUGCCCGAGAAUAAAAAUAAACGUGUCGAAAGUCAAAACGACAUUAUCGAUUUUAUCUACACUCCGUUACUAGAAAAUCCGACACAUCCGUAUUUUUAUUUGGUCGGGUUAGAGGCGGUAACAGUCGGUAAAAAAAGAUUAACCGCGCCGUUAAGUUUAACCGCGGUAGAUAAAAAAGGGAACGGUGGAAUGGUGGUUGAUUCGGGGACUACAUACACAAUGUUACCAGCCGAAAUGUACAAGCCACUAGUCACUGAGUUCAGCCGCCGGGUUGAAACGUUUUACAAACGAGCUAGCCACGUGGAGGACCGAACCGGACUGAGUCCAUGUUACUACGUCGACUCGGUUAAAAAUGUGCCGCAACUUAUUUUUCAUUUUGUGGGUAACUCUAGUGUCGUAAUGCCUCGAAAAAAUUAUUUUUACGAAUUUUUGGACGGUGGAGAUGAUGGGAAAAAUAAGAGGAAGGUGGGGUGUGUUAUGUUGAUGAACGGUGGAGAUUUUCCGGAAUCGGAUGGGCCCAGUGGGUUGCUAGGGAAUUAUCAACAGCAAGGGUUUGAAGUAAUGUAUGAUUUGGAGAAUAAAAGAGUUGGAUUCGCGGAAAGAAAAUGCGCAGCUUUGUGGGAUACUUUGGGUUAAUUUUAAUGUGCGCAGUUGGUUUAAGUUAAGGACCGGAGAUGAGGCAUUCGUGCGGGUGGUUUUUGACUUUUACGUGGAGGGUUGACCGGGUUUUGAAAUAUGUCGGGUCGGGUGGGUACAAAGUGGUUGUGGUUUGCUAUUAGUGCCAGGAUGUAAUUAAGAAUGUGAAUAGUUCUGAAUUCAAUUUGCAUUAGCUUUUAGCUAGGUUUCUUUGAUAGCAGUAGUAGCUGUGUAAUAAAAAAAUUUAAUGAAAAUAUGAAGAUAAUAUUAUUUCAGAA